CAAAAAUGAUAUUCAUCGAAUGUGAAGACUGAAAAUUUUAGGUAUUGCACGUAUUUUGGGAGGACCAGAAAUCAACUCACCAAACAGUAUUGAUAAUCUUGCUUUUUGUACAAUUGAACAAAACUUGGUGAAGUUCAGUAUGAAAGCAAAAUAAGUAAUUUUCAUACGAGAGUGAACAUGAGAGUAAAACCUCUUUUUAUAAUAUUCUGUAUUAGUACAGUACUCUUUUUAUCUCUAAGUUUAUGGAAAACAAAUUUUCUGAAUACGAAACUAGAUUUGAAAUAUCUGCACGAUGCAAGUAGCAAUAUUUCUUUAGAAGUAAAGUUUGUCGUUGAACCAAAGUGCAAUCCUAAUUUUGUAAUUUGGAUAAUCGCAUCUUCCGCCAAUAAUACCUUGUACAGAGCAGCAUUAAGGCGUGCUUAUCCAGUUGAAUUGUUAACAAGAUUGAACGUCACAAGAAUUUUCCUACUGGGAAUACCGAGAGAGAAUUAUACCCAGAAGUAUAUUUUGGAAGAAUCGCGCAAGUAUAAUGACGUGUUACAAGGAGACUUCUUGGAAAGUUAUCGAAACCUUACCUCGAAGCAUUUGAUGGGUCUUCGAUGGAUAUCGAACAAUUGUACUGCCACUUUCUUAAUAAAGAGCGACGAUGAUAUAGUAGUAGAUAUGUUCGAGAUAUUGAAUCUUUUACACGAAAAUAAAAUAAAAGAAGAUGCCAUAUCUGGAUACGUUUUAAGAAGUAUGAGGCCAAUACGAACAUCGAAUAGUAAAUGGUUCGUCACUAAGGAAGAUUUUGCAGAUGUUACCUAUCCUGAUUUUCUUUCUGGAUGGAUUUAUAUAACUGGCUUGAAAGUUGCACGAUUAUUAGUUCGCGCUAGCGAAAAGUUUCGACAUUUAUUUUGGAUCGAUGAUGUAUUUGUCACUGGAAUCUUAAGAUUGAUAUCAGGCACCGAAUAUCUGGAAUUGAACGAUUUAUAUGCAACAGAUUACAGAUACUUAGAAUGCUGCAUGAGAGAUAAGAAAAGAAAAUUAAAAUGCGAGUUCAUUGCAGGACCCGACGGAGCAAAAAAAGAAUUGCACAUGAAAUUUAGAGAAUUUUCUGAGUAUUGUCGGUGGAAUUGUUUCAAAAGAACGACAGAACAAUUAGUAUCGAAAAAAUGUGUGGUUGCUUAUGAAGAAAGAAUAAGCGUUGCAAAUUCUAAAGCUCAGGUUCUUCAUGUAUAAGGUAUACGAAACUGUAUACAAAUUGUAAAUACAGUAACAGAUUAUUUAUGUAUGAAAGUAUUUUUGUAAUAUUUUUUAUAACAAUUUUGAACAUUAUAUCACAGUUUCAAAACA
Messenger RNA from Ceratina calcarata, 1335 nucleotides. Its product is annotated as beta-1,3-galactosyltransferase 5. Gene Ontology annotation, cellular component: Golgi membrane. Gene Ontology annotation, biological process: protein O-linked glycosylation. Gene Ontology annotation, molecular function: hexosyltransferase activity. The record is from RefSeq and is a predicted model, not a curated record. Bases 178 to 1221 code for a protein of 347 amino acids. The transcript has 3 exons. Lineage: Eukaryota; Metazoa; Arthropoda; Insecta; Hymenoptera; Apidae.